AUGAGUAGCAGUUGUACAGAUACAUCAAAUGAACAAUAUAAAAUAUUUUGGCUUGAUUAUUUCAUUUCAAUUGGUUAUAUUGAUAGUUCAAGUUCAUAUAAUCCUUAUGCACCAUAUGGCAAAUGUACAACUUCAUUAUUAUGGAUAACUUAUCUAAUAAAUCUUGUUCAUUUUUUUCUUCUAUCCAGUGGUAUUCUUUAUUUGUUUAAUUUUCAUCAAAAUAAAACUGGAUUUUGGUGGCCAUUUAUAACUUGGAUUUUAGCAUUUGUUUUUCUUAUUGUAUCGAUUAUUUUCUUCAUAAUUUGGAAUUUGAAUACAAAUUUAUUUUCAAUUCUAAUUAUUGCUUUUCAAUUAUCCGCUGUAAUUAUUUUAUGGAUUUCAAUUUUUGUUGUCGUUCCAUUUGCGUUUACAAUUGAAUAUCGUUAUCAACGAUGUUUAUUCUUAUCUCUUAUUCUUUUAUUUUUGAUUCAAAUUGGUUGUUUAAUAAUACAAACUCUCUUUACAUUACAUUGUCUUUUUAAUCUCAAAUUUGUCUCAACAUCUUUGGAUUAUGCUUAUUGGUCAGCAAUCAUUGCUGCUAUUGGUACAAUUAGUUCAACUCUUUUAUUGGAUCAUAUAUUCAUGUGGUGUCGAAGCCUAGGAGAACCAACAAGAGUUAGUCCUGCAACAACGAAUGAACAAAAUCAUCACACUCAUCAGACUCAUCAGACUCAUCAGACUCAUCAGACUUAUCAGACUCAUCAGCCUCAUCAGACUCAUCAGACUUAUCAGACUCAUCAGCCUCAUCAGAUUCACCAGAAUACUCGUCAAAAUCGACCUACAUCACCUAUUGACCCAGCAAUAUUGGACGAUUUUCAUCGUCAUCCAGAAGGAGGUUUAUAUCAUAUUUAUAGUAGUACAGAUGGAACAAGACAUUUUCGUAUUUUACCAAGCAAGCCACAACUGAAUGGCGCCAGAACCAGUGUGGUACGAAUACGAAACUUUGGUAGCAAGAUCAAUGAACAUAAAUUAUAG
Rotaria sp. Silwood1 is the source of this 1014-nucleotide messenger RNA. NCBI's taxonomy places the organism in Eukaryota, Metazoa, Rotifera, Eurotatoria, Philodinida, Philodinidae. The record is from the annotation of a GenBank genome assembly.